This is a messenger RNA of Hevea brasiliensis (rubber tree), 4073 nucleotides long. RefSeq lists its product as uncharacterized. The record is from RefSeq and is a predicted model, not a curated record. The transcript is spliced from 3 exons. NCBI's taxonomy places the organism in Eukaryota, Viridiplantae, Streptophyta, Magnoliopsida, Malpighiales, Euphorbiaceae. Bases 811 to 1671 code for a protein of 286 amino acids.
AUAAAUAUAUAUUAUUAUUAAAAUAAUAAAUAUUUUAUUUUUCUACAUAAAUUUUAUAAUAAACAUUUAAUUUAAAUAUUACUAAUUGAUUUAUUUAUAUGUUGCCUGUUUCUAUUUUGCCAUCUUUGUAUAGUUAACAUGAUUGUCGUUUCAGUUGGUGGAUUAUUGUAAAUCAGUGAAUUGUUUGGAUGAGAAAGAAAAUGAUUUUAGGCCUGAAUUGUAUUCAGCAGUGGAUUUACUCUCUGAUUAUUCUUUUAAAGAUUGACUGUUUAAUCUUGAUUGUUGAUCCAAAUAUGAAAGGACUGUCUGUAAUACUGAAAUGUGAAUUAUCCCUCUACAGUUAUUGAUGUUUAUGAUCUAGGAGUAAAAACAUCAAAUAUUGGUGAUUUUAUACAGGUGUUCCAUGAAUCUCAUUGACAUGAUUGAUUUAAUUAUGAUUUAAUUUAAUAAUUAUUUUAAUCAAUUUAAUUUUAAUAAAUUUUAAUUUAAUUCUCAUUUCAAUUUAAAUCAAUUUGAUUGUGAUUUCAAAUUGGCAGCAUCUUUUUUUAAUAGUACAAUCAAUGGGCACUAUGCACGUAAAAACACAAAAUUUUCCCAAUAAACUAAAAGUAAAAAAACAAAUAAAAAGAAUGAGGAAAAAGAGUUGCUAUCUCACCCGACUUGCAUUAUCUUGCAUUAUUUUUACCAAUGACUUGUUUUUAGUACCUAUUUGUUCUUUAUCUAUUUGUACAUGCAAGAUAAUUUUUUCCCCUACAUGCUUUAGUUAUCAUAUUUGUUGUUAUUCAUUGUUAUUUUUAAUUGUUAAAGGAUAUGGCUCCUGAUAAGAGUUGGAUGAGAAUUGAGAAUAGAAAGGACCCUAGAUAUAUUCAUGGAGUUGAAGGUUUUCUGACAUAUGCAUUUACGCAUGAAUCAAUAGAAGAUGCGAUUCCAUGUCCUUGCUUAAAAUGUAGAAAUGUCAAUUACAAGCAGAAAUUUGAAGUUAGGUACCAUUUGUUAAAGCAUGGAAUUCUCAAAUCUUAUACCAUUUGGUAUUUCCAUGGAGAGUCUCUAAAUGAAGAUGUUGACAUCAAUGAUGAUCCAAUUGUUAAUGAUGAUCAAGACUUCGAUGAUGAUAUGAUUGGAUUAGUGAAUGACAUAUAUGGCGAUUCUAAUGUCAACAUUAGAACGGAUUCUAAUGAAGCAUCGGUUGGAGAGAAACCUAAAGGGGAUGCUGCCAUGUUUUACCAUAUAUUAAGGGAAGCUAAGGAAAAGUUACAUCCAGAAUGUGAGCUCUCAAAAUUGGCUGCUAUAGUGAAGUUACUUCACAUGAAGAGUUUUCAUCGAUGGACCAACAGAUCAUUUGAUGAUUUGCUUGGUUUAUUAAGGGAGCUUAUUCCAAAUGGAAAGCAAAAUUUGCCAGAAUCAUACAGUAGUGCUCGAAAGUACAUUAGUGGUCUAGGCCUUCACUAUGAGAAGUACGAUGUUUGUCAGAAUCAUUAUACAUUAUAUUGGGGAUCAUUUGCCAAUGCAACAUCAUGUCAAAUAUGUGGAUUAUCUAGGUGGAAGUCUGAUGAAGGGAAAAGCAAGAGGAAAAAAACUCCAUAUAAAGUGCUACGAUACUUCCCUUUAAAACCAAGGUUGCAUAAGUUGUUUAUGUCUAGUCAGGUAGCAUCUGAUAUGCGACGGCAUUAGGAAAAAAGGAUAGAUGAUGGAAUUAUGAGGCACCCUGAUGAUAGCCUUUCAUGGAAGUCUUUUGAUGAAUAACAUGGUUCAUUUACAAGUGAUGCUCGUAAUGUUAGACCCGGAUUGGCAACUGAUGGUUUCUAGCCUUUUGAAAAUAUGAGCUCCCAACAUAGCAUUUGGCCUGUAAUUCUUAUACCCUAUAACUUGCCCCCUUGGAUUUGUAUGAAGCAGACCAAUUUGAUGAUGUCAAUGAUUAUUCCAGGUGAGCAUAGUCCAGGAAUGGGUAUAGAUAUUUUUUUGCAACCUUUAAUUACUCAAUUAAAAGAGUUGUGGGAGGUUGGUGUGGAUGUUGGCUAAUCUGAAGACUCUAGAUGGUUAUUUGUCAAUGUUUGUGUCCCAAUGGCACAAUAUGUGCUUUCUAAUCAUGAAAAGGAAGUCUUAUGCAAGAUGUUGGCUAAUCUGAAGACUCUAGAUGGUUAUUUAUCAAAAAUAUCUAGGUGUGUUAAUGUGAAGGAACAUAAGAUUUCUGGAAUGAAAAGUCAUAAUUGCCAUGUAUUCAUACAAUGACUUCUUCCUCUUGCAAUUCGAGGUUUCCUUCCUAAAAAUAUUGUUGAGCCACUUAUUCAGUUAAGUGCCUUCUUUCAAGAUAUAUGCAGUAAGAGUUUAGAUAGUUCUCAAUUGGAUGACAUCGAGAAGCAAAUUGUCUUGACAUUAUGCAAAUUAGAGAUGAUUUUUCCUCCAUCUUUUUUUGACAUUAUAGUGCAUUUAGUUAUACACUUACUAGGUGAGGCCAAGAUUGCUGGACCUAUUCAAUACAGAUGGAUGUACCCAAUUGAGAGAUAUUUGCAUAAAUUAAAAUUAUAUGUUUGAAAUAAGGCAAAGCCAGAAGGAUCAAUUGCUGAAGCUUACAUUGCUGAUGAGUGUUUAACUUUUUUGUUCAAGAUAUUUGGUAGGAAUUGACACCAUCUUUAAUCAGCUCCCACGAAAUGAUGAUGGCUUGAUCAAAUUGGUUGCAAUGAUGGGUUGGGAAUUUUUAGAAGAUCUGGGCGACCAUUAGGAAGAGGUGAUGGCAAGUGUAAGUCAAUGUAAGAAGAAUGAUAGGAAGAUGCCGCCUGGGUUGAAAAGUUGCAUAUCUUCUGCACAUGGUGAUUCGUCUGAAGAAACACUUUCACCCUCCCAAUCAGAAAAUUUGUUUGACUUUGUUACACGUGAAGGUAAAAAAAGACAACUUUUUAGAGCCAACUGUAAUCAUGCACCACCUGCCAUUACCGAUGCUUCAUCACUAUCUUCUCUUCCUCUAUCAAUUAUCGGUAUAAUUUUGUAUUUUACUUAUAAAUAAGUGUCAAAUUUUUGUUUUAGAAAUUUGGAAUUAUGAUAGUUAUAUAACUAAAUUCUUUUCUUAUGAUAUGAUGUAAAGGAAAGCAGGAAAUCUUUAAGAACUAACGAAAAUGAUCCAGUUUGUGUUAGUAAUGCUUCUUCAUUAUCUUCACCUGCUUCAAAUGUUGUCGGUAUAAUUCUAUACAUUUUAACUAAAUUUCAAUAAAAGUUUUAUUUUAAUAAUUUUGAAGCGUAAUAGGUAUGCAUAUGAAUGCUUUUAUUAUUUUAUAAUUUUAAAGGAAUGAAUACAAUCUUUGAGGGCUCACAUUGAUAAUGAGUCAUUUGGUGCUAUUAAUGAACGCUUACAAUCUUUGUUUCCUCCAACUUCUGCUAUUGGAGUCAAUAAUCAGUUUGAUAGAAAUCCUUGUGGUAAUUUUCACACACUUUUAUAAGCUAAGAGAUUGAUAAAAGUAUUAGAAGUUAACCAAAUCUUACUAAUUUAUUGGAUUAAUCUUUUUGCUCAUACACAUUUGAUGAGUUGUGUAUAUUGGAUGAUUUUUAUUUUUUUUUUGUUCUUCCAUUAAGACGUUUGGCUAGUGGUAGGGGAUUGUACAAAGGCAUUGAUCUUGAUAAGUUGACAAAUGGAAAGAAGGACAAGUUGAUUAUCUUCAUACCCCCAGGAAAAUAUUUUCGACCAAUUAGUGAACAUGAAAGAAAGUUGGCAUCAUGGUUAGGAUAUUGUGCAAGAUCUUGUGGUCCACCUAAGGAGCCUUGGAAUGCUAUUGAAGCUCGAUAUCAUACUCGUUUAUAGAGUAUGAUUCAGGUUAACUUCAUAUGCUUUUUUAGAGUUUCUUGUUUGAAAAAAUUCUUUUUAUCCUUUAAAUCAUAUCACUUUAUAUUUUUUUAUAUUCUAUGUUAAAUUGCCAAAUAAGAUGAAUACAUGAUAUUGCAUAAUUAAGAAUCAAUUUUUAAAUUUUAUAGGAUUACUUUAAUGUAAGUCCUAAAAGUCCAGAAAAAUGGAAGAAGCUUGAGGAAAUGCAAAAGGUGAAGCCUGACACGGCUGGAAAAAAAAAAAAAAAAAAAAAAAAGAAAAA